CGCGAUCGAUGAUUCGCCGAGAUUUUCGCGACAGCCAACCCGAAGAAAGAUUCACAAAGUGCAGGUGCAGUUUACAGUAACUGGGUUCCCCCACUGGGACGGAGUUUCCUCUGUUUCAUUGGAUGACUCCCAACGACAUCAUUUAUUCGCAUACGCCCACUCCUUCAUACCUUCACACGUUCACACGCACAACACACUCGGCGCUCCAUGCAACACCUGAUUUUUACCUAUUGAAGCAUUGUCAUCGUCAUCUCGCGACCAGAACCUCGGCCUCGCACGCGCGACUACACGCUUGUUCCCCUAACCUCGACUCUUUCUCCUCCUACUCCUCUUUCUCGUACCCCCCCCCUCUCCCAAAUCCCCUCAUCGCCGAGAACCAAUCCGUCCGCCAUUCGCAGUCUCCUCGAUAAGCUGCCUUGCUACCUCUGCGCAAGGCAGAGUUGCUGACCUGUCUACCGAUGCCGGCCGAACCUGAUUCGUUCUGUCGCUCCCGCUUCCUGGGGCGAUAUAUCCCUUAGCAGGGUUAUUGGUGUUGCGGAUGUAGCGAUUGACUCGGCCGACCCUUUGCAUCACACGAGACGCUGUCCGAGAUGGACCGCACACGGAAACAUGAGCUACUAUUGCUCAAUCAGCGCGCGUGGAGUGGGGAGCCCGACAUCUUUCCCGUCGCCCCAUCCCUCGACUCUUCCCUAAAGAAGAACACCGCCUUCAUCAAGCGAUUGCGUACCGCCAUCACGCCUGCAACCCUGAAUACCUUCCUCCAGGAGAUUCGAGCCCUGAGCCUCCUAAAGUAUCUAUCUGAGAUCAUUGCUGCCUGCUAUGACGGGUUGAGCAAGCUCAAGACUGCUGGCGACACCGACGCAGCGAUCGAGAUUGUAAGCGCAUUACACCAGCGGUUUGGCCCUGCCGAUUUCACCGAAUACCUAGGAUGGCUCCUCGGCAAAGGAAUGGCUACCCCGGACAAGAGUCUGCUGAAGACCCUCGCUCCCGAAAUCCGCGAGAAAGAAGAGAAGGAGCGCCUUGUCCGACAACGAUCCCUCUUAAGGGUGAUUACUGAGCUCUGGCUUGUGGGCGUCCUACGGACUCUAGACGACGUCAAGCCGGACGAUGCGACGCGUGGCACCAACGGCAAGAACGCUGAACUCAAGAUCAAGUCGGCCAGUUCCGCAAAGGGGGGCGGGGCGGAGCCCUUCCCUCUCGAAGUGCUCAAGGAUCUCCUAGGCCACGACCGAGAGCAUGUCAACCUACCACUCCUAGUCGUUUUCGUCAAAUCGUUUAGCUGGGACAUUUUAGGGGUUAAGUCUGCUGGAUCGGAGGGCCGGAAGACUGUGGAGGAAGACGGCGCUACGAAGUCUACAUUCGAGGGCUCCGAACAGCCUGACGGGGUAGAAGACGGCACGGACGAUGCCAUCACUCUCGACGACGCCCCGUUCACGAGCCCCGACCUGCAGGAGCGGUUCAGGAAUAUAUUCAAACGGUACUUUGAGGAUGUGAAGGCCCACCUUGUGCGCGACCAGAAGAAUAUCAUUGCUCAGCGUGGCAAAAAUUCGGAGGCGUACGUCAAAUCGGGUGAAGUGUUUGAGGACCGCCAGGCCAAUUUCGAACGACAGCUCAAGGCCCAGGAACGUUUGGUCAGCAACGCUCAGGUCAUAGCCGAUAUAAUCGGUUCCGAAAUGCCAGAUCUCAAGGAAGCCGGAGAUAGCCUUUCGACAACCAACGGAUCUAUCGGCCUGGUUAAGACCGGAGAGUACCUACGCGGCCAAAGCGAAGGCGCCGGUAUCUGGGAAGAUGAGGAGGAGCGUCGUUUUUACGAAAACCUGGUGGAUCUCAAGGGAAAGGUUCCCGGUAUACUCCUAGAGGAUGGCAAGAAGAAGAAAGGCGACUCAGACGAGCAGGUCGGACGAAGGGCAGAUUCGCUUGAGGCCACGGAAGCGCCCAAGCCCGCGGAUGUGAACGACGAUCAAUCCACCUCCAUCGCCAACAAGACGAUCGGGGCGCAGGUGGACGUGCUCUUAGCUCGACUUCCCGAGCUAACACACAAGGAUGCCGUGGACCAAGCAGCCAUCGACUUUUGCUUUCUUAAUUCCAAGGCAUCGCGAAACAGACUCAUCAAGGGGUUGACCGAAGUGCCAAAGGGCCGCACAGAUCUCUUGCCGUUCUGGUCCCGUCUUGUAGCCACCCUCGGACGGUAUAUGCCGGACGUUCCCAAAGGCGUAGUGGAAUAUCUCGACGCAGAGUUCCGCAGCCUCCAACGCCGUAAGGAGAAAGACUUCCUUGGGCAAGUCCGGUUGAGCAACAUUCGAUAUCUUGCGGAACUCACAAAGUUUGGCAUCGUCCCUGAGCAUGUCGUCUUCCAUUGCCUAAAAGUUAGCCUCGACGAUUUCUCUCGGAUGAAUAUCGAGAUCACCUGCAACCUACUAGAGAACUGCGGUAGAUAUCUACUCCGCAACGCCGAUACAUCUCCUCGCAUGGCUACCUUCCUGGAAACGCUCCAGCGCAAGAAAUCCGUGCAGCACAUUGGCCAGCCGGAGCGGAUGCUCAUCGAGAAUGCCGUGUAUUAUGUCGAUCCACCGGAGAGGGCCUCGAUUCAGCAGAAAGAACGGACGCCAACUGAAUUAUUCAUCCACAAGCUAAUCUAUAUUGAUCUGACAAAGCGCAACUACACCAAGAUUCUGAAGCAGAUUCGCCGGCUUCACUGGGAAGAGCCCGAGGUUGUGGAGAUUCUCACGAAGGUGUUUUCGCGACCUGCCAAGGUCAAGUACGGUAGCAUUCACAUUCUCGCCAUCCUACUCAGCGCUAUCUACCGUUACCACCCCGACUUCGCCGUGACCGUGAUUGAUAACGUAGUCGAGUCUGUGAUUUUCGCACUUGAACAGAACGAUUUUAGGUUCAACCAGCGACGUAUCGCAGAAGUCAAGUAUCUCGGCGAACUCUACAAUUACAGGAUGUUGGAGCAUCCUGUGAUCUUUGAUACGAUGUACAAGAUCAUGACAUUUGGCCAUGGCGGUGCGCCUAUCCCCGGCCGACUCAACCCUUUCGACCUGCCCGAUGACUACUUCCGAAUUCGCCUCGUAGCUACGAUGCUCGAGACAUGUGGCAUGUUCUUCAACCGAGGGGCAGCCGGGAAGAAACUGGACUAUUUCCUCUCCUUCCUUCAGUAUUAUAUUCAUACGAAACAACCUCUCCCCAUGGACAUUGAAUUCAUCGUCCAAGACACGUUCUCUCUAACGAGACCGCAGUGGAAACUCGCCACAACGUUGGAGGAAGCUACGAGAGCAUUCCAGCUCGCGGUCGCUCAGGACCAGAAGAACGCUGGCCUAGACAAAGGGCCUGAUCAGGAUGACGGCUCUAGCAGCGAAUCCUCUGACGAUGAGGGCAUCGAAGGCGAUGGAGAUAUCGCUCUCCCCGAGGCGGACGGGGACGACGAUUCGGAACUGGGCGAAGAGGAGGAUGCCGAGGACGUCGAGAACCAGCCGCAAUCGCCUCAAGAUUUUGAGUCGGAAGACGAGGCGAUUGUAGUCACCAGGCAAUCCGAACAAGUUGAUCCGGAGGAUGCAGCAGACUUUGACCGUGAGUUGUCGAAAUUGAUGUCAGAAGGUAUAGAAUCGCGCAAGUUCGAUCGCAGGGCGCUACUCGAUGUGCCGUUGCCCGUCCGACCCAAGACUCGCGACCUGUCUUCAACGACCGAGGCCGAUAACGUGAAUGGCGAGAGUGCUGCUCCCAGCACGAUGGCCUUCUCGCUCUUGACAAAGAAGGGCAACCGUCAACAGACUCGAACCGUCGAACUCCCGUCUGACUCUACCCUCGCUAUCGCCAUGAAGACACAGCAGCAGGCAGAGCGAGAGGAACAGCAACGCAUCAAGAACCUAGUGCUCAACUACGACCUUCGCGAGAUCGAAGAUUUUGAUGGUGGUCACGAGAAACCGUCGUCGUAUCAUGCGAAUCGUUCCGAGAAAUCUGGCAGGGAACGUGGCGGACAACGUGUCCGUAGACUGCAAUUAAGUGACGUUGACUGGUACGGAAGCACCCAACACAACCAGAGCAACGUCGAGCAGAGCAGCCCCAAUCCUAAUGGAUCAUCUGCCGGCUGCGCGUCUGAUGAAAACAUACCUCUGCGUAGUCCAACAGAUAAGCGCGAUAUGCACAAGCGUCAUAUGCCAUCCGUGAAGGCUCGGUCUCGUCGACAGAACGGGCGAGACCGCGGAGAGCGCUAAGGGAAUCCGAGAUAGUUGAGAAGAAAGACUAACCGAAACGGCUAUUUUUACGAGUAUAGGACCUGAGACUUAUCCCAUCGUCGAUCGGAUUGUAUCAUACACUACUCAUUCGAGCAUCGCAACGGAGAGCCUUGACAUCCCCCGAGUAUGCAUCAUGCCCCGCCCAGAAGCCACGAUGUUCGGUGGAAGGGUGUUCCUUGACGCAAAGGACUACUCGAGGUGCGAAUCCCAUAAUCUCAGGCCGAGUUAACGCCAUAGUCUCCGCGCUUGCCACAACGAAGCAGUCGAUAUCAACCACGUUGACAAAAUCCGACUCGGUGACGAUGGAAGGCCGUUCAAGAGGAGGAGGAAACGGGGUGGGUCGGGGUA
This is a messenger RNA of Durotheca rogersii, 4583 nucleotides long. Its product is annotated as ARM repeat-containing protein. Gene Ontology annotation, biological process: nuclear-transcribed mRNA catabolic process, nonsense-mediated decay. Bases 591 to 4214 code for a protein of 1207 amino acids. The transcript has 9 exons. Gene Ontology annotation, molecular function: protein binding; RNA binding. The record is from RefSeq and is a predicted model, not a curated record. Gene Ontology annotation, cellular component: exon-exon junction complex; cytoplasm. NCBI's taxonomy places the organism in Eukaryota, Fungi, Ascomycota, Sordariomycetes, Xylariales, Xylariaceae.